AUGAAUGGAAGUAGUCAGAUGAGCAGCCAGCAUGACGAUUCUGCGAUGAACGAGGAGCUUUUCCGGCAACAGCAUUUGGAAAUCCGCCGUUCGGCGAUUACAGCGUCACAGGGCAGCAUAAAUUGGUGCUUCAUUCAUGCUACAUCAGUGGCCGUGACAAGAGAGCAGGAGUUUCCCGUAGGAGAUUUGGACAUCCAGGACCCCUUUGUGUUCCUUUGUUCACUUCGUGAACACCGCUUGGUUUCACCCCGGCCGUACGACAUCCGGCCCGGUGAACCAUCUGUACGAGCCGUCAGCGUUUCGCUGGACAGUGCUCAACCGCCAGGCCGUUACCGUUAUACCCGCGAACCCUAACCCCGGACUGUUCCGACGGAGUCCCCGGACACCGUCGAAGCCUGUUGCACGUCACCAAGCACAGGAAGGGCGCGAACGGCUGGCGAGGGUCCGUGAAGGCUGCAGCCGAAACGUCGGAGGGUCCAUCCGA
Molecule: messenger RNA, 484 nt
Organism: Culex quinquefasciatus (southern house mosquito)
Lineage: Eukaryota; Metazoa; Arthropoda; Insecta; Diptera; Culicidae
Exons: 3
Coding region: 1-354 (117 amino acids)
Source: RefSeq, a predicted model, not a curated record